Messenger RNA from Vitis vinifera (wine grape), 483 nucleotides. Its product is annotated as ATP synthase subunit alpha, chloroplastic-like. The coding region runs from base 1 to 483 and encodes 160 amino acids. Gene Ontology annotation, molecular function: ADP binding; proton-transporting ATP synthase activity, rotational mechanism; ATP binding. The record is from RefSeq and is a predicted model, not a curated record. Lineage: Eukaryota; Viridiplantae; Streptophyta; Magnoliopsida; Vitales; Vitaceae. The transcript has a single exon. Gene Ontology annotation, biological process: proton motive force-driven ATP synthesis.
AUGAAAAUAGAUGGCAAGUGCCUGAUCGAAUUGAUAGGGUCAUGUAGGAACAAGGUUCAAGUCUACCGGUCUGUUAGGAUGCCUCAGCUGCAUACGUCGUACUUCCACUUGACACCUAUCGUAAUGAUAAACGGCUCGUCUCGCUGUGACCUUCUCUUGAAUUCUCAAAACUUUUGUCGCUCCAUCCCCGUAGGGGCAGAGAACCCGUCGCCAGAUACUAUUCUCAAUCAACAAGGGCAAAAUGUAAUAUGUGUUUAUGUAGCUAUUGGUCAAAAAGCAUCCUCUGUAGCUCAGGUAGUGACUACUUUCCAGGAAAGGGGAGCGAUGGAAUACACUAUUGUGGUAGCUGAAACGGCGGACUCGCCUGCUACAUUACAAUACCUUGCCCCUUAUACAGGAGCAGCUCUGGCUGAAUAUUUUGUGUACCAUAAACGACACACUUUAAAUUCGAUCCAUAACAUCUAUGUCAGCUUUUCUGCCUAA